Molecule: messenger RNA, 3704 nt
Organism: Sapajus apella (tufted capuchin)
Lineage: Eukaryota; Metazoa; Chordata; Mammalia; Primates; Cebidae
Gene: ZC3H12D
Product: zinc finger CCCH-type containing 12D
Exons: 6
Coding region: 1059-2837 (592 amino acids)
Biological process (GO): 3'-UTR-mediated mRNA destabilization; nuclear-transcribed mRNA catabolic process, RNase MRP-dependent
Cellular component (GO): nucleus; cytoplasmic ribonucleoprotein granule
Molecular function (GO): metal ion binding; mRNA binding; RNA endonuclease activity
Source: RefSeq, a predicted model, not a curated record
UUUUAAUCAUCUAUACUGCUUCACAUUUUUGGGGGGAGACAGCAGGUGAAUCAAGAAAUAGAGCUACACAUUCCAGUUACCUUGUGCCAUUCUUACCUCCCAGCACAAACACCUGGGUUCUAAACCCAACUUGGCCAACUGGCUGACUGUGUGUCCUUGGGUAAGUCACUGCCAGAGACACAGUGGUUUGUUGGGAGGUGGGCUACUGUGUGGUUUGAUUGUGUUCUUUCCUUCUGACCCCUGAUGGGCAUCACCAAAUUUAGGAAAUAGUCUCAGAGUUCUGGUGAGGCUGGAGGCCAGGCAGCCUGCAGGAUGCUGUGGUCAGGUGGGGUCAGACUUCCCCUGCCAAGUGGGAGAGAAGCCACCACCUUCUCUAUGCAAGGUAGCAGUAGGAAGCCACAGGGCCAGGUUAUCUCUGACACAGGCAAAUGCCUUGGUUGGAAGGACUUUGUGACUUGCUUGGAAUUCCCCCUUUGUGAAGGCAGGGACGGAGUCCUCCCUGCGCCAUGUCCCCAGUGCACCCAUAUCUCCGUAGCCAUCUCUGCCCUCUCCCUUGCCCUGACACUCUUUCCUCCUGCAAGCUAUGUUUGUGUCUAGCUCUGAGUACUGACUUUCCCCAGGAGCAGCUAGAUCAGAUGAUCUUCCCAGCUGGAGGCACAAGAGAACUUCUGUUCUAAGGGUUCUCCCUGUGGCCUCUGAAUGCUGUUCUUCUCAUGGAGCCUCUCCUGGCUUUCUGUGCAGCCAAGCCCAGCUGCCACCCUCACAGAGACUUGCUGCCCUCACAGAGGGUUCAUUUUGCAUGUGGUGGCUGAACUUUGAUUCUGUGACUCAUGCUGCGGCGCAAACUUCAAGUCUUUCUUCCUUUCCUUUUUUUUUUUUUUUUGUUUAAAAAAAAACCCAAAGCAUAACUACCUUUGCAGCUGAAUGUGACUGCGGCGUGCAGGAAGUGGAGCGUUGGCAUGAAGUGGCUCCUAGUGGCUGUGUGGCGUAUGCCGGCUGCCCUCCUCUGACUCCAGUGGCACCUGGGGGCCCGGCCUCACUGGCAGGAGAACAUUGGUAUGAAGGCUGCUGGCGACUGUGAAGACCGGAGGGACACACCCUGCUGCUCAUGCCUGCAGGGCUCUGAGAGGAGGAAGCCUGGGGCAGGACCCACGCCAGUGGCCGCUGGGCACAGCAUGGAGCAUCCCAGCAAGAUGGAGUUCUUCCAGAAGCUGGGCUAUGACCGGGAGGAUGUGCUCCGGGUGCUGGGCAAGCUGGGCGAGGGCGCCCUGGUCAACGACGUGCUGCAGGAGCUUAUCCGCACAGGCAGCCGCCCAGGGGCCCUGGAGCACCCGGCUGCACCCAGGCUAGUGCCUCGGGGCUCCUGUGGGGUCCCGGAUUCCGCCCAGCGGGUCCCGGGAACAGCCCUGGAAGAGGACAUCGGAGGCCUGGCCAGUUCCCUGCGACCCAUAGUGAUUGAUGGCAGCAACGUGGCAAUGAGCCAUGGAAAUAAAGAAACCUUCUCUUGCCGGGGAAUCAAGCUGGCUGUGGACUGGUUCAGGGACAGAGGACACACCUACAUCAAAGUUUUUGUUCCUUCCUGGAGGAAGGACCCACCAAGAGCUGACACCCCUAUCAGAGAGCAGCACGUGCUGGCAGAGCUGGAGCGGCAGGCGGUGCUGGUGUACACGCCUUCCCGCAAGGUGCACGGGAAGCGCCUGGUUUGCUACGACGACCGCUACAUCGUGAAGGUGGCCUACGAGCAGGACGGCGUCAUCGUCUCCAAUGACAACUACCGGGACCUGCAGAGCGAGAACCCCGAGUGGAAGUGGUUCAUCGAGCAGAGGCUGCUCAUGUUCUCCUUCGUCAACGACCGGUUCAUGCCUCCUGAUGACCCCCUGGGUCGCCAUGGACCCACUCUGAGCAACUUCCUAAGCAGGAAGCCGAAGCCCCCAGAGCCAUCCUGGCAGCAUUGUCCCUAUGGCAAGAAAUGCACCUACGGCAUCAAGUGCAAGUUCUACCACCCGGAGAGGCCGCACCACGCGCAGCUGGCGGUGGCCGACGAGCUCCGCGCCAAGACUGGCGCCCGGACUGGCGCUGGCGCCGGUGCCGAGGAGCGGCGGCCUCCGAGCGCCGCGGGAGGCCCUGCAGGAGCCCGGGCGGUCCCCCGGGAGCCGAUUGCUCACAGCCUCCCGCCAGCGCGGGGGUCCCUGGACCUGGCUGCCCUGCGGGGGAGCUUCUCUCGCCUGGCCUUCAGCGACGACCCGGGGCCCCUGGGGCCGCCUCCCCUGGGCCCUGCCUGCGGCCUCGCGCCCGGACUGGGCGGGCCCGACUGGGUGUCCGCGGGUGGCCGGGUGCCCCGGGUUUCGCCAUCUUCGCGGGCGGGCGGCGCUGCCACCUCCGAGCUGCCCAGCCUUGGGGCGCCGGGGCCAGGCCCACCCGGCCUCCCUAGCCCUCAGAACCCGUUCUCCCUGGGCGACCUCCCGCCCCCACCCGGCCUGCAGCUCCAGCCGCGGGGCGAACACCGCCCCAGGGAUCUGCACGGGGAUCUGCUGCCCCUGCACAGGCAGCCCGAAGACCCAUGGGCCCGUCCGCCCAGCUCCGACCGCUUCCCGGGGUGCUCCGCUUGGGCGGAGCCGGCCUGGGGCAAUGGCGCCACUGGGGGACUCUCAGGGUACUCUGUCGAGGACGGCGAGGGGGACGCGCGCGCCCAGGCUCGCCUCGCGCUCUACAGCGUCUUUCCGCGCGACCACGUGGACGGCGUGAUGGCCGCAUUCCCCACGCUCUCCGACUUCUCCAGGCUCAUCCUCCUGGUCCAGAGAUCCCAAAGCGCGCGGGCGACCCUGGGCAAGCCCUAAGGGACCACCACGCUCUUGCAGAGAAUGGCCCAGCCUCACCUUGCGUCUUGGACGGGUGGACCAGUGGUUGCCAGCCUUGACCUGAGUGGGCCCACCUUGGCACCCCCGUUUCUUUAAAGAUGGUCAGGGACGCCUGCUUCCACCUCCUUAUUGGGGUUGGGUGGGGGCCUGGUGGCACUUGGUGACCCUCACUGAGGCUGGGGCCUGCUGCGGGGAGGUCCCCCCACUUCCGUGGAGGGAGUGAUUUUCCACGUGCACGGAGACUGCAGCUCCAAGCUGCAGUGGAAUCCACAAGUGGGUCACAAAAUCAAUUUAGUGGGUCACCCCCACAAACACAGCGGACUGGGACAGCUCAGAGCACACCCUGUGCAAUCAGGCUGAGUCUGAACUCUUGUUACCUAGCCUGUGCUCCCACCCCCUUGGCAGCCAUGUAACUAACCUUAGUGUGGGUCGUGGUCAGAAGUUUGACAAAGACUGGUGAUUGGUCUUGAAUUUCAUUACAUCAGAUAAUGUUGGAAAUACCAGUCAGGUGGCCGGGGGAGGUUUGCCAUCCAGAAGUUUUCAUGUUAGCUAUUGCUAACCCCACCUGCAAGGGGAGCCCAGACUUCAGGUGUGGGCUCUGCUGUGCUCGGAAUUGUGUAGCUGUAUCUUGCUGGGGACGAGUGGAAGGAUCGCGUUGUCCCAGGGCCACCUUCUGGGGCCUUCACUCCCCUUCACACACACUUAUACCACACCACACAAAUACAAGCACACACAAGUAUGCAGUCUCACACAUGUACACACUCACACACAUCACACAGACACAUCUUUUGGCUCAGGGUUAAAUAUUUCCAUUUUUUUUUUUUAGACAUUCAUCAUGUCAAUUUC